AUGCCCUUCUGGGCCUUGGCCUUCGCUGCCAGGCAGACCACUGCGGGAGCAGUUCAUCCUGCAGCAGAAACGGCCACACUUGUCCAGCGCCAGGAAUCGUGUAAAGAUUAUGUUUCAAGCGAACUCACAUUCCCAACACCUGCACCAGGUCUUCAGUCCAUCAGUGCCUGCAGCGUCCAAUUCUCCGAAAGAUCAAAAGUCACUGCAUACGCCGAUUAUCAUUCCUCAGUGGCGCAAUACUUCAAUCGCCUUGAAAGCAAGCUUUCGUCCUUAUCUUCUGCUACAAGCUGCGACGGGCCAUUCACUACAACAUAUCGCAACAUUUGCACCGGGAACAUUACUGAAGCACUUGUUGAAACAUCUACCGGGGGCCAGUAUACUGCCACCGUGACCAAUGCAAUCAUUAGAUCAUCACUGUCUUUACCUACUGGAGAAGUGGUCAUUGACUGGGCUAAAGUAUCGAAAACCUCGGACCAACCCGCAGCUUCUACGACUGGUAAUGGUGACAAUACAAAUGAUGGGGCAUCCAGAUACAAUAGUAGAGCGGGUGUAGCAAUAGGUAUUACUGCUGUUGGCUGUCUCUUGUUUGGCCUAUAG
Messenger RNA from Clonostachys rhizophaga, 597 nucleotides. NCBI's taxonomy places the organism in Eukaryota, Fungi, Ascomycota, Sordariomycetes, Hypocreales, Bionectriaceae. The record is from the annotation of a GenBank genome assembly.